Messenger RNA from Mesocricetus auratus (golden hamster), 2538 nucleotides. RefSeq names its product RIC3 acetylcholine receptor chaperone (gene Ric3). Gene Ontology annotation, cellular component: intracellular membrane-bounded organelle; neuronal cell body; neuron projection. Lineage: Eukaryota; Metazoa; Chordata; Mammalia; Rodentia; Cricetidae. Bases 44 to 1141 code for a protein of 365 amino acids. The transcript is spliced from 6 exons. The record is from RefSeq and is a predicted model, not a curated record. Gene Ontology annotation, biological process: synaptic transmission, cholinergic; protein localization to cell surface.
UUCCGGUUCCGGUUUCAACUCCUGGGCUCCGCAGUACGCAGCCAUGGCGUACUCCACCGUGCAGAGAGUGGCGCUAGCCUCGGGGCUCGUCCUAGCCGUUUCGCUGCUGCUGCCCAAGGCCUUUUUGUCCCGCGGGAAGCGGCCGGAGCCGCCUCCGGGCCCCGAAGGAAAAUUGGGCCGAUUUCCACCUAUGAUGCAUCACCACUCGGCACCCUCAGAUGGUCAGAUGCCUCAUUUCCAGAGGUCUCACCUUGCAGAGGCCUUCGCAAAGGCCAAAGGAGCAGGUGGAGGUGCUGGAGGAGGGGGUAGCAGAAGAGGACUGAUGGGCCAGAUCAUUCCCAUCUAUGGCUUUGGAAUUUUUUUGUAUAUACUGUACAUUCUGUUUAAGCUUUCAAAGGGGAAAACUGCAGAGAAUCGGAGCUGCUCCACUGCCCAACCGGGGAACACCCACAGGAAGAUUACCAACUUUGAGCUUGUUCAACUGCAAGAAAAACUAAAAGAGACAGAAGAAGCCAUGGAAAAAUUAAUCAAUAGAGUGGGACCUAAUGGCGAGAGCAGAGUACAGACUGUGACAUCUGACCAAGAGAAACGAUUACUGCAUCAGCUCCGAGAAAUCACCAGGGUCAUGAAAGAAGGCAAGCUCAUUGACACAUCUACUCCAGAGAAGGAAGCCGAGGAAGCCCCUUACAUGGAGGACUGGGAAGGUUACCCUGAAGAGACUUAUCCAGUGUAUGACCUUUCUGACGGUAUCAAGCAUAGGCAAGAAACAAUCCUGGUGGAUUACCCUGACCCAAAAGAGCCCUCUGCUGAAGAAAUAGCUGAACGAAUGGGAGCCAUGGAAGAGGAAGAGUCAGAGCAUUUGAGCUGGGAUCAUUUGCCCACUGACCCUGGAGCCCAGAAAGAUAAUUCUGUUACCCUGUGUGAUCCUAACCCAGAAUCUUGCUCCUGCUGUUUUCAUGAAGAGGAUCCUGCUGUCUUGGCAGAGAAUGCUGGUUUCAGUGCAGAUGGCUACAGUGAGCAAGAGGAAGCCACCAAGGAAGACUGGCCCCAAGACUUUACAAAUGAAGGGUUGGGGAUCGGCACUGAUAACACACGCGUGGGUGGCAUGUUGAGGAAGCGCAGUCCCCAGAGUUUAGAGUGAAGGCAGCCUGUUUGAUGCAGUAUCCAUUACUCCACUCCUAAGGUAUCUUUCCCAAUUUCAUCCAUGGCCCCAUGCCCUCUACUUCCUUCUCUGUGUUCAAUAUCAUAGAACUUGGGCCAAUACCAUGGAUAUUAUCUAUACGUGCCUGGUGCUUACACACCUGUCACCUUGUAGACAUUAGUGUGAACACAGGACAGUAUCACCUUUCUCUUCCUGCUUUUCUGCAUCAGAGACACUAACCCAUUAGGUAAUUAUACUUGGUUGACUGUGCUUGGAGGUGGUAACACCUUUGCAAAGGUCUGACCCCUCCUCAUAGGAGUGACAGAUGGUUUACCUAUGAAUGAGCAUUGAGUUAGCUGAUGUUGGGGACUUAAGGUUUUAAGAAUGAAGAUUUUAGACUCCCAAAUGCCUUAUUCUUUGGGUGUUGAACUGGUUAGUAGUCUCCUGAGGAGAUGAGCAUGCUCACUUGUGAGGCUGAGGGAUCCAGAGCACAGCAAGACAGCUGACUGAGCUGUAGCCUCUCCUCAGAGCCUUCUAGGUUAAGAUCCCCGGAUCCUCCAGAGUAGCAGGCCAUGAGCACACAGUCCUACCUGGAGACCAUUUUGCUUGUAUAUUGCCCUGAUCUCUAGCUUCCCUUGUCUUUACUCUAUUGAACAGAACUUCCGAUCCAGAAGCACUUUUGUACAUUGGUCAUCUGUGGUAGGGGAAAUUUGAGGCAUAAGCACUAGUCUGUGUCUCACAAAGCUGAAGCAUGAGGCUGCUGAAACUACAGGAUGGCCUAAGGAUGGGGUUUCUUUCAUGAGUUCAGUGGCCUGUGAAUCCUAACAAGGGUGAGUCGAUUCGGUUACAUGUAAGACCUGCAAGUCGGGCCGGGCGGUGGUGGCACACGCCUUUAAUCCCAGCACUCGGGAGGCAGAGGCAGGCGGAUCUCUGUGAGUUCGAGGCUGGGCUGGACCGAUAGCCUCCAAAACAAUACAGAGAAACCCUGUCUCGAAAAACCAAAAAAAAAAAAAAAAAAAAAAGACCUGCAAGUUGAAAGAAGGUAUGUCAAAAGACAUUCCCAGGCAAGAAAUGGGGAACUCAGAAAUUAAGGAAUCUGUGGAGCUGGAUACACUCUUUAGACUUCUAUUAUGCCUGGCACGAAUAUGACACCAGAAGACAGUUUGGACCACUCAGGAGCAUCCUGGCUGCCAUCAGAAGGUAUGGGCCCACACUAAGAUAGUCAGCUGCUACAAAGCUUUACAUGUUAGUUGAACUAGAAAAAGCCCUGAAGAUUGUCUAAAAAUACACUGUACUGCAUCAAUCCCUGUGUAGAACAUUUGUUUGAAAUUGUGAAGAAUGCAGUUAAUGUGUACUGAAGAUAGCCUUGGCAUAACUAACACUAAGUGUAAAAACCA